AUGGAAGGAGGUGAUGCCGGAGGAGGAGGAGAUAGAGAGGUGAAAUUCAGGGGAGUUAGAAGGCGGCCGUGGGGGAAGUUUGCAGCAGAGAUUCGAGACUCCAACAAUCAGGGUGCUAGAGUUUGGCUCGGCACUUUUAACACUGCAGAGGAGGCUGCCCGAGCAUAUGACAGGGCAGCAUACAGGAUGAGAGGCCACUUGGCCGUUCUCAACUUCCCCCAUGAGUAUCCUUCUUUGGGCACCAGAAGCGGCGCUUCCUCUUCAGGUGGAACCGCCCGGAGACAAGUCUUUGAGUUUGAGUACUUGGAUGACAAGGUUCUCGAGGACCUUCUUCAGUCCGAUGAUGAUCAUGAUAACAACAACAACAACAACAGAAGAAGAUCAUGA
Messenger RNA from Impatiens glandulifera, 387 nucleotides. Its product is annotated as ethylene-responsive transcription factor 14-like. Gene Ontology annotation, molecular function: DNA-binding transcription factor activity; DNA binding. Lineage: Eukaryota; Viridiplantae; Streptophyta; Magnoliopsida; Ericales; Balsaminaceae. The coding region runs from base 1 to 387 and encodes 128 amino acids. The record is from RefSeq and is a predicted model, not a curated record. The transcript has a single exon. Gene Ontology annotation, biological process: ethylene-activated signaling pathway; regulation of DNA-templated transcription.